Verticillium dahliae VdLs.17 is the source of this 936-nucleotide messenger RNA. Its product is annotated as mitochondrial large ribosomal subunit protein. Bases 1 to 936 code for a protein of 311 amino acids. Gene Ontology annotation, biological process: ribosome assembly; translation. The record is from RefSeq and is a predicted model, not a curated record. NCBI's taxonomy places the organism in Eukaryota, Fungi, Ascomycota, Sordariomycetes, Glomerellales, Plectosphaerellaceae. Gene Ontology annotation, cellular component: mitochondrial large ribosomal subunit; ribosome. The transcript has 3 exons. Gene Ontology annotation, molecular function: structural constituent of ribosome.
AUGAGUGCCCACCUCCCGAGCAGGAGGAUAGCUCUAUCUGCGCACUCUACGCUAUCCUCUCUGGCCACCGGCGCCCCUUCGUCCCAACGCCUCCUUCCUCUGAACCAGCGCCGCACCAAAUGGUCCCUCCCUAGCCUCUUCGGCCGCGGCCGCAAGGCCUCCGACCCCGGCAACCGCUCCUCGGGCGGCCACGACCUCGACGACCCCAAAGUCCGCCAGCGCCUCCUGGCCGAGCAGCAGCAGACCAAGGCCCCCGCCCUCUCCGACUCGAUCUUCCAGGAUGAAGUCGAGGCCGCGACCUCCGACUCGCUCGCCGCGCGCACCAACGUACCCGACGGCGCCCGUCAGGCCACCCCCGCCGAGGCCGCCGCCUGGCGCCUCGAUCCGGACCCCCGUUCCCGCGUCCGCUGGGAGCGCAAGAGGGUCAUCCAGAUGGUCCAGCGCCAGACAGCGUCGUCCGAGCCCUCCGACUAUGCGCGCCGCGUCGAGCGCAUCCGCCAGACCGAGCGCCAGAUGACCCACAAGUCCCCCUUCCUCGAGACGUCGACCAAGAAGCUCGUCAUGCUCGCCCGCCAGAUCCAGGGCAAGACGCUCCAGGACGCCCUCACCCAGAUGACCUACUCGAAGAAGAAGAUGGCCCGCGAGGUCAAGUUCCAGCUCGAGGAGGCCCGCGACUUUGCCGUGGUGAGCCGCGGCAUGGGCCUCGGCAAGGCGGGUGCCGCCCCCGGCGGAGACAAGGAUGCUGCUCUCAUCAAGAUCAAGACAAAGGACGGCCAGACGCUCAAGAUUACGGACCCUUCGAGCUUGUACGUCGCCGAGGCGUGGGUGAACAAGGGCCCGUCUCGCAACCGUCGCAUCGAGUUCAAGGGCCGAGGCAGGACAGGUGUCAUUAUCAGCCCGUCAACAGACACAUUUCGAGGGGAAUCAGUAUCGUAA